Lucilia cuprina (Australian sheep blowfly) is the source of this 894-nucleotide messenger RNA. RefSeq names its product putative sulfiredoxin (gene Srx). Gene Ontology annotation, molecular function: sulfiredoxin activity. The transcript is spliced from 3 exons. The record is from RefSeq and is a predicted model, not a curated record. Gene Ontology annotation, cellular component: cytoplasm. Gene Ontology annotation, biological process: cellular response to oxidative stress. NCBI's taxonomy places the organism in Eukaryota, Metazoa, Arthropoda, Insecta, Diptera, Calliphoridae. The coding region runs from base 282 to 734 and encodes 150 amino acids.
UAUUAUUCCAAAAAGUUCAACGUUUAUUAACAGGAGGUGGUGAGGUAUACUGGCUAUGACAACGGAGCCAAUAGCUAUUUUGUAUGCUCUACUAACACCUUGCUAACACUCUCGAUUGCUAUAUAUGUAGAGAAUUGUUAUUAAAGUAUAAAUUUUAAAAACAAUCUUUUUAAACAAAAAACAGCAAAACAACAAAAACAAGUUCUAGGAGUGUUUAUUUAUACUACUGUACGAUAUUAUGUAUUUUUAAAACAGCAGCAGUUGAAUAAAGCGGUCUUUGAAUGGAAAUCAUUACAAAUUUGGUUUUACAAGUGAGCAGACGAGCUUUCGCUAGCAAACAAACAAAACAUUUUAAAAAUACCAACAACACAAAAAUGUCUACAACAAAUUCUUAUAAUGAUAAAAGUGUUCACUCAGCUAGCAUAGAUGAAAUACAUGAAGUUCCCAUGAGUGUUAUACAUAGACCCAUACCUUCCGUGCUGGAUGAAGAGAAAGUUAAAUCUUUAAUGGAAACUAUAAAGAAUGAAAAAUCCUCCGAUCAAGUACCACCCAUAGAUGUACUUUGGAUAAAAGGCUCAAAAGGUGGCAAUUAUUUUUAUAGUUUUGGUGGUUGUCAUCGUUUCGAAGCUCAUAAACGUUUAAACAGACCUACCAUUAAGGCUAAAUUAGUAAAUUCUAAUUUAUCUGAUUUGUAUACUUACAUGGGUUCAAGUACUCCUAAGAAUUUGGAGUAAUUUAUAUUGCUCAUGAUAUACAUACAUAUGAAUGUUAAUAGAUUUAAGGCUUGAAUGACUAAUAUUUUUUUAAAUUAACUUUACAAUAUAAAUCAAAACAAAUAUUAAACACGUUGUUGAAAUAAUAAAUAAUUUAGAAAAUUCGUUUUUACAAAGUAAA